AUGGCGCCUCCUGGCACGUACCGGGCCGCUUCGGGGAACACGUGCUUAGGAGGCCGUUACCAGGGAUUCAUUUUCGUAGCAAAGACCCCCCAGAUAAUUGUUAUCAUCUCUGGUUUCCCUGUGAUAACAGGAUUCCUGCAUCUGGGUGGCCUUCGCACUGCUCUGUACAAUUAUAUUUUUGCCAAAAAACAUCAAGGGACCUUUAUUUUGAGAGUGGAGGAUACAGAUCAAAACCGAGUGGUGCCUGGAGCUGCAGAAGGAAUAGAAGAUAUGCUGGAUUGGGCAGGUAUUCCCCCUGAUGAGAGUCCUCGCCGUGGUGGUUCCUUUGGACCCUACCAGCAGUCGCAGAGACUUGACCUGUACAGGAGAGCCAGCGAUACGCUUUUGGAGAGCGGGGCGGCGUACCGCUGCUUCUGCACCCCUCAGCGCCUGGAACUGCUGAAGAAGGAGGCUCUGCGGAGCCAGCAGACCCCGCGAUACGACAACCGGUGUCGGCACCUGACGCCCGCGGAAGUGUCUGAGAAGGUGGCACGGGGCCUCGGCUGGGUGGUCCGCUUCCGCCUGGAGAGGGGAGUGCAGCCCUUCCAGGACCUGGUCUACGGCUGGAGCCGGCACGAAGUGGCCGAGGUGGAAGGUGACCCGGUGAUUCUCAAGGGGGAUGGUUUCCCCACUUACCACCUGGCAAACGUGGUGGAUGACCAUUACAUGGGCAUCACCCACGUUCUGCGGGGAACUGAGUGGCUGAUUUCGACGUCCAAGCACCUCCUUCUCUACAAAGCCUUUGGCUGGGAUCCCCCCCAGUUUGGUCACCUCCCGCUGCUCCUCAACAAAGACGGUGGCAAGCUGUCGAAGAGGCAGGGGGACAUCUUUGUGGAGAGCUUUGCUCGGGAUGGCUUCUUGCCAGAGGCCCUCCUGGACAUCGUAACCAACUGCGGCUCUGGGUUUGCAGAGAAACAGAUGGGGAGGACUCUGGAGGAGCUGAUCUCGCAGUUUGAAACAGGCAGAAUCACAACCCAUUCUGCCCUCCUGGAUCUCGAAAGCCUCCCAGAAUUCAACAGGAUUCACCUCACCCGUCACAUUGAGGACGAAGGGCUGCGGCAGGAGCUCAUUAGAGAGUUGCGGUUGCUGGUGGAGCACGUCUAUGGGGACCAACAGGUGGAUCAAGACGUUCUACAAAAGGAGUACAUGGAGCGAGUCCUCCUGCUGAGAAAAGGUCACAUAAGCCUCCUGAAGAACCUGGUGUCGUCUGAUUAUUCUUACCUGUGGGUUAGGCCCUCGGUGUCCCGAGAGCAGCUACAAACUAUUUCUGCAGAAGUAGAUGAAAUAGGAAAACUAGUCUUAGGGCUUAUGAUGAGACAGGCAGCUGGUUUGACCAUGGAGGAGUUGAACAGAGACCUGAGAAGCCUCCAGAAGCAAACCAAAGAGACCAAGUACAGCAGCAUGAUGCAGCUCCUUCGCUUGGCUCUCAGUGGGCAGCAGCACGGGCCCAGCGUUGCUGAGAUGAUGGUGACUCUGGGACCCAAAGAAGUGUGUGGACGAAUACACAAAGCCCUCUCUGGCUAAUAUGAGACAGAAAUGAUGCUGACAGCCAGCCUGCGGGCCCGGAUGGUGUAGGCAGCACUUGUCGUCGUCCUAGACCUGUAUUUUUGAUCUCAGCUUGAUUAUCUUUGAUCAGAUGAGCUGGGCUUUAGACCGGGCGAGUGUCACCGAGAUGCCUCCAGGUCUCUAUGUAUCUGCACUAAGCACGAGCCACUUCGUCCACGAGAGGAACCAAACGCAGAUUUAGGUCCGUCUUUCUGUUCUCAUCUCGUGCCAAGAGCCUGGUUUCCAGGCUGGGAGAAAGACGUUCAUCUGAGUUCAGACCACAUGGACAGAAAGGGACGCUCCUUCUGAAAGCAGCGUGGCUCGGCUCAAGCCAUCGGCCUCUUCGGAGAGGGCUUCACAGUCAGGGCACCUACACCUACACUGGUCCCCAGCAAAUACCGUGGGAGGGGAUUUUUCUGUAUAUAAAUAUAUAAUUUGUGCACGAUAGCUGCUGCCCUCUCAGCUGCCCCAGCGUCCUGCCGGGCGGCGUGCGCUGCUCCGAGUGGGGGAUUCUCCCCACUGUGUCCUGUGUCACGCGUGUGGACCUGCUAAAAAUAUCCCCAACCGGGAGAUUGGGAUGUUUUUUCCUCUUUUGGAUGAUGACCUUUUAAUUAUUAAAUUAAUGUGGUGA
Molecule: messenger RNA, 2215 nt
Organism: Athene cunicularia (burrowing owl)
Lineage: Eukaryota; Metazoa; Chordata; Aves; Strigiformes; Strigidae
Gene: EARS2
Product: glutamyl-tRNA synthetase 2, mitochondrial
Exons: 9
Coding region: 1-1563 (520 amino acids)
Biological process (GO): glutamyl-tRNA aminoacylation
Molecular function (GO): zinc ion binding; ATP binding; glutamate-tRNA ligase activity
Source: RefSeq, a predicted model, not a curated record